Messenger RNA from Salmo salar (Atlantic salmon), 11477 nucleotides. The record is from RefSeq and is a predicted model, not a curated record. NCBI's taxonomy places the organism in Eukaryota, Metazoa, Chordata, Actinopteri, Salmoniformes, Salmonidae.
GAAAAGGAUACUGAAAACGGAAAAUAACGUUACCGUCGGGUUACCCGGUCCACGCUGCGGAGAAACACCUUUGGCAGUUCUUGCUUUCCCUCCAAACGAAGGUGGAGAAGUAGAGGGGGACAAGUCGCGUACCUCCGGCUCCAAUCACCCAAGGAUGGAUCCCACCACUUGGUACGUCCAAGGUCAUGGCAUUUGAUUUCAAGCUGCCCGUCAGUUUCUUGGCUGUCUGAAAACAACAAGUAGAAAAGUAGCGUAUCAUGCCUCGGAGUCCUACGUCCAGUGAGGAGGAAAUGGCCCAGAGUGUCUCUGACGGGUCUGGAGGUUUUGAGACAGACAGCUCCAAGGAGGAGGCUGGCCAUGGAGAACCUGGAGGGGAGACGGCCAGCAGAAGGGCCGACAGGAGGGCAGAGAAGGAUGAGGCCGCCCGCAGGGAGUCCCUGGUCUUCUGUGUGGUCAUCCCUGACCUGCAGCAGUCUACAUGUAUGAGGUUUAAACCCGAGGCCACCGUAUGGGUUGCUAAACAGCAGAUCCUGUGUACACUGACCCAGACGUUGAGGGACGUGCUGAACUAUGGCCUGUUUCAGCCCGCUGUGGAGGGCCGCAAGUCUGGCUUCCUGGACGAAGAGCGCCCUCUCAAAGACUACCCUACUCCCACCAGCAUCAAGGGGGUUCCAACUCUGGAGUUCCGUUACAAGAGCAGGGUCUACCAGCAGCCCAAUGUAAACGAAAAGCAGAUUGCCAAAAUCCACACGCAGGCCAACUAUAGGAAAUUCAUGGACCACAUUCAACAUCACCAGCUGGAUAAAGUGGCAAAGAUGCUGGAGAAAGGCCUCGACCCCAACUAUCAGGACCCUGAUACUGGUGAAACUCCACUGACCUUCGCAGCCCACCUUUACAAUGUGGAGCAGGUCAUCGUUGUAUUGAAACAAGGUGGAGCACAUCUGGACUUCAGAUCACAAGAUGGGAUGACGGCUCUCCACCAUGCAGUCAGGGCCAAGAAUCAGGCCACGCUGAAGGCUCUACUGGACCUGGGCGCAUCUCCAGACUACAAGGACAGCCAGAGUCUGACCCCCCUCUACCAUACAGUCCUGGUGGAGGGAGACCCAAGCUGCUGUGAGCUGCUACUGAGGGCCCACGCCACCAUCUCUUGCCAUGACGAGAACGGCUGGCAUGAGAUACACCAGGCAUGUAGAUAUGGACAUGUCCAGCACCUGGAGCACCUGUUGUUCUACAGAGCAGAUAUGGGUGUCCAGAACGCCUCGGGAAACACGGCUCUACACAUCUGUGCUCUAUACAAGCAGGAACACUGUGCCAGAGUACUGCUUGUUCGUGGUGCCAACAAGGAAGUGAAGAACUACAGAAGCCAGACAUCAUUCCAGGUGGCCAUCAUCGCGGGGAACUUUGAAUUGGCAGAAUUAAUCAAGAAUCACAAAGAGACUGAUAUUGUGCCUUUCCGAGAGGCGCCGGCCCAACCUGCCCGGCGCAAGCAAGCCCCACGGAGCACCCUCGCUGCACCACGGCCGACGCUCUUGCGCUCCAACAGCGACAACAACCUGAACGUGAACAACCGGUCACCCCUGCCGUCCCCAAGCCACUCUCCCCUGCGUAGCCUCUCCCCCCGUCGGCCCCAGCAGCAACAGAUGCCCAGCCCCAAUGGAACAGUCAGGACCAUGGGGAAGGGGGCUCCCCGCCCUCCCCGCUCACCUUCCCUGGGGCGCCUGGGGGAGGAAGCACGGAGACAGACCCCUCAGCGACAGCCCAGCCCACACAGGGGUCGGGAAGCUUUCUCUGAUGGCAUAGACAGCCAGGGGCCCAAGCGUAAGCUGUACAGUGCUGUGCCAGGGAAGCACUAUGUGGUGACCCAGUCCUACCAACCACAGGCCGAAGGGGAGAUCCCCCUGUAUAAGAACGACAAGGUCAAAGUGCUCUCCAUAGGGGAAAGUGGUUUCUGGGAGGGCAGUGCCCGUGGUAACUUGGGGUGGUUCCCAGCAGAGUGUGUGGAGGAGAAUAUCCCUAACCAAGUCCAGGAGGAGAAACCAUAUGCCAGGGCAGACAGAGCUGAGAGGAGGAAGCUCUUCAGGCACUACACUGUGGGAUCCUACGACAGCUUUGAUGCAUCAAGCGACUGUGUGAUUGACGAGAAGACGGUAGUUCUACAGAAGAAGGAUAAUGAGGGAUUCGGGUUUGUGCUGCGAGGGGCGAAAGCGGACACGCCCAUCGAGGAGUUUACUCCCACCCCUGCCUUCCCCGCCCUGCAGUACCUGGAGUCUGUGGACGAGGGCGGGGUUGCCUGGCGGGCGGGGCUUCGCAACGGAGACUUCCUCAUCGAGGUGAACCAGGAAAAUGUGGUGAAGGUGGGCCACAAGCAGGUGGUCAAUACGAUCCGACACGGGGGAAACCGGCUCAUCAUCAAAGUGGUGACGGUUAGCAGGAAUCUGGACCCUGAUGACACGGCUAGGAAGAAAGUGCCCACACCUCCACGUAGGGCUCCCUCCACUGCCCUGUCCAUGGCCAUGCGCUCCAAAUCCAUGACAUCAGAGCUGGAGGAGCUAGUGGACAAAGCCACUUUGAGGAAAAAAGUGUCCGGUGAUAAAGUGGAUGAGAACAUGCCUCCUCAGAAGCCUAUAUGGGAGAACUCCAACGCUGACAUAAGGGUCGCUAACACAGUCAAGUCACGGCCCAACAGCAGGUGCUUCGCCUUGAGCCCCGAGAUGAAUUCCAUGUGUGAGAGCCAGGAUAUGUCGAUGCCGACCCAGACCCAGCCCCAACCCAGAGAGCCAGGCAGUCCCAGAGGUCGAGGACCCUACCUGGGGGUGCCAAACAGACAGGGGACCAUGAGACGACAGAAGUCCAUAGGAACAUCUGGAAUAACAGAAGAGGAGACCCCUCAGUUUCUGACCCCACCUAUGUUGAAAUUCAGCAGGAGCCUCUCCAUGCCGGACACAUCAGAGGACAUCCCACCCCCACCCGCCAUCUCCCCUCCAUCUCCCCCUUACAACAACGUCCCCAACCCCCAGGGCAGAGGCUACGGCACCAUCAGACACUCUGCUCCUAAAGGCACCGCCCCAGAGCGAGGGGACCUCACCGCUGGCGGCAGCGAUGGGUGGAGGGAGCAGGGGGGUAUGUACUACAGAGAGCCCCAGUCGGAACAGUACCAGUCUGAGGACCACCACCACCAACAGGGAAGCCACAGUCCAGGCCAAGGCCUCACAGCCCAGCAGAGCUUCCUGAACCGCAGGGCCCAGAUCCCUGAGAACCCCUACUCAGACCUGGGGAAGAUGGGCAACCUGGGGCUGUUUGCCCCCAACAAGCCCCAGAGGAGGAAGGGCAUGCUGGUGAAGCAGGACAAGAUCGAGGACAGCCCUGAGAAGAUCUGCACCAUCAAAAUCCCAACCAUCAUCAUCAAGGAGCCGUCUACAUCCAGCAGUGGUAAGAGCAGCCAGGGCAGCAGCAUGGAGAUAGAAACUGGCACCCACGAACACCCGGGACAGCUCCGGCCCGACGACGGACACAACCCCAGCAGCCCCUUUGCCACGGCCAUGGCGGGCGCCGUGCGAGAGCGAGAGAGGAGGAUGGUGGAGUCUCACCAGAACUCCCCAUCCUACAGGUUCACCGACCAGGGUGACGAAGACUCGCCUCCCGCCCCAAUCCCUCGCCUCCGCCACUCCAAGUCCAUCGACGAGGGGAUGUUCAGUAGUGAUGAACGCCUGCGCCGCAUCAUGGCCCCACCUGCCUCUCUCCUCAACAUCCCCAGAGAAGGAGGCAAUGUGACGAACUUCAAUACCUCAGAGCCCAACAUGGUGAGGGAGCCACUCUACACCCGCACGGGUCACCACAGCCCGGUCAGUCUGCCAAACAAGACCUACACCUCCAGCAGCGGACACUACGUCCACCCAGUAACUGGGAAGCCUCUGGACCCUAACUCCCCUCUUGCACUGGCUCUAGCUGCACGGGACCGGGCCAUGAGAGAGCAGUCCCAGCCUCUCCCACUGAAGACUGAGCUACCCAAACCUGACCUGAACAAGCCUCUGUUCAUCGACACUAAGCUAAGGACUGGCAUGGAUGCGAGUUUCUCCUCGACGGCCACCAUGGGUCGACCAGGCAGGGCAGGGCUUCGCAGGCAGAUGACCGAGGCCAAGUACGAGACAGAGUCAAAAUACGACCACCCGCUGGCUAAAGACCAGGACAAGAGUCUAUCCCGGCCUGAGAGAGAAGAGGAGAAGAAGAACAUGUUGAUAGACAUCGUGGACACGUCUCAGCAGAAGUCUGCUGGUCUGCUGAUGGUUCACACCACUGACGGAGCCAGGUCUGAGGAGAACAGCCUGUCUGAGGGGGACAGGGACGGGGCAGUGAGUCCAGACAGCACCCCCAGCGAGCUCCGGGAUCCCAACCAACCUAACACCUCCAAAAUGUCCUCCCCUAACCCCCAUAACUCCCACUCUAUGGGCCCUGGACCCAGAGGUAGUAAGACCAUGAUCACCGUCACCUCAGUAGAUGAGCCGGUCAAACUCCCCUUCGGCAUCCCUCCUCCGCCCUGCGUUCCCUCUGUUGACAUCGACGAUGACUUCUUCGCUGACCCACUGCCGCCGCCGCUGGAGUUCGCCAACAGCUUCGACAUCCCAGAGGACCAGAAGGGGGCGAUUGCUGAACUGCUCAAACAGCAUCGAAACGCUGGUAGAGCCCCGUCGUCUCUAGCUCCUUUCUACCCCCACCAUGGUAACACCCCAAGCCACCCUGACCAGACGAUGAUCAAACGGCCUGCAGUGCUCACUAACUGUAUGCCCCCCAGUUUCCCCCCCAACGCCCUGGAGAGCUACGAGCCUAUCAGUGACUCUGGGAUCGAUGUGGAGCCAGACAGCCGCAGUAGUGGAGAUCCUCAGAUGGAGACUACGAGCACUGUAUCCACUGUGUCCAGUAUCUCUACGCUGUCGUCAGACGGUGGCGAGGCGCUGGACAACACAUGCACAGUCUAUGCAGAUGGACAGGCCUUUCUGGUGGACCGGACCUCAAAGCCAAAAAACAGGCAUCCUGCCGCCAACAAGAGUAAUGCACUUUACAAGGACCCCGCCUUGAUGGAUAGAGAAGAGAACCUAAGAACUUUCGGAACGCCCUCCUCUGUCCCGCCACCUCCCCCCGGGGCAUGCGUCCACUCAGAGCCCCCCAGAACACCAACGCAAAGGACCUCAAAGCUGUGGGGAGACCCGCCAGGCUCUAACCCCUAUGACAUGCAGAACAAGGACAAGACACCAAAGCCAGGGGACGGGAUAGACUCUUCUUCCUCAGGAUGUAGGACCGUUUUUGGAUCAAGGGGUCCAGACGGUGGGUCCCUUGCCUCAGGUACACAGCGGAAUACCACAGUCACUUUUGCUGCCCAGCUCGGCCCGAGCGUGCCGGCCCCAUCUCCACAACGAGAGACAGAGAGUCUCCCCCACCACCGAGCCCCCAGCCCCAUCCUCUCUCCUCCAGACUCAGGCCUCAGCUGUGCCUCCUCCCUCCCCGCAACCUCCCCCACCCUCUCGGAUGUGUUCGGCCUGCCCACCCCCCCUCUCAGCCUGGGCACGGGGAGCAGCCGCUCACCCUCCCCCCUCACCCUCAUGCAGGCCGUCUCCAACAAGCCUUUUGCCACCAAGCCGGUUCUGAUGUGGAGCAAGCACGAUGUGGCCGACUGGUUGGAGAGCCUAAACCUGGCAGAGCACAGAGACACCUUCAUGGACAACGACAUCGAGGGCUCCCAUCUGCCCAGCCUGCAGAAGGACGACCUCAUAGAUCUCGGGGUGACCAGAGUCGGCCAUCGGAUGAACAUAGAGAGAGCUUUGAAACUGUUGAUGGACAGAUGAGAAGAGAGGAUAGAGGUCUCUCAGUCUCCAACACAACAACUUCACAUAACAGUUUUAUUUACGUUGACUUAUUUAAACUCUACUUACUGUACAAUUCUUAUGAUGAUGCUUGUUUUGUCGAAACUUAGAAAUAUCCUCAUGUAUCCUGAAGAAACUGCAACUUAAAACAGCACUGCAGUUUCCUGAAUAAGCACAAAAGUCCCCCAGAGUGGGAUAGAGUGAUCCCAGGUGAGACAGAGCCGCGCUGUCAGUAGAAAGUAAGGAAGCAGACACACAGGGACCUGGCUGCGAUGUGGAAUACACUACACUAUCAAACAGAACAGCAGCCUAAUCACUACGGGACUUAAGGACUUUUGAAAUCAACCUCAUUUGAAUGCAAAACCAGAACCAGCUUUGCAGGGGUUUCAUUUUCUAUUGUAUCUCUGUUAGAAAGUAUGUGAAUACUGAUCUCUUCAGGAAAAAGGGUGGGAAUCUGCACUGCACAGGGCCGGCGCUAGAACAAAUCAGUUGGACGGGCACAUUUUGUUUUACGGGACCUCCUAUGUGUGUACGUGCUUGGCCUCAAGGUACCCCCCCCCCUUCAAGCUAAUUGAGCAGUCAGUCUGACUGCAACAUUCUAACAGUGUAUUUAAUACAUUUAACAUAUGCUAUCGCCAAAAUAAUAAUUUGGUUGUGUUUAUGAAGGUCUUAAGUAACAUUAGAAUACAACAAAUAUAUUUCCAAAAACACAAGAGCAUUUUCAUUACUUUAUGUUACUGUAGGAUACAGUAUGUAAAAACUGAAAAACACAACAAAAAUACACCCAAAUUCAAGUGUUCAAUAAAUUGUAUUCGUGGAGUGCCUUUGUUACAACUAUGAAACAGAAAGCAUAGGUGUGGGAAUGCGGUAACAGCUUCUUUUUAUAACAACAAAAUAAAAGUACCCCAACCACCAAGACGCACGGUGUGCAGUCAAACGAUGAAAACAUCAGUAGCCUAAACAUAUAAGCGCCAAGUGUGCUUGAUAAAUAGUGAAAAUCAUCACAAAGCAAUAAUGGCAUUAUAAUGAAUAUACAGUAAGAGUCGAUGACAGCCGUAAGAAAUUGUCAAUUAUCAGUUGGAGAAUGUCCAUCUCAUAUAAACAAACGAAAGCGCUUUGAGGCCUGCUCUUUCAGUGAUGACAUUUUGUGCUGAUAUUUGGCCUGUAGCAUUGUCACCGGCUUGUUCUUUCCAAGCGGUGCCAUCCCUUCCUCUCUCCUGUCUCACCGUUUCAUUUGUUGGUGGCGCAGGCACCUUCUCAGUGUGCACCAUUCUGGCUUUUUUUGUUGUUGCCUUUACGCCUCGGAUGUGUAGAUUCAGCCUGAGGCUCAGAAUCAGAAGAAUAAUCAUCAGAGAUUUCAUCAUGAUUCAUUUCUUCCCCACCAUCUGAAUCAUUUUCAUUCAGAUUUUGUAGCAACGCUUGCCAUUUUAAAUUACGCACGCUCUCACUGUCUACUCCAAGUAGGCCAGAAUAGACUGGAAAGACUGCUUGGUUUCGGUGAACUGAUAUAGGGUACAUACUAUUUUGAGGUUAUAAUUAGAAUAGAUCAAUACAAUAAAAUGUCCCGCACUGUUCUUCGUUCACAAUUGGUGAUUAUAUAAUUAUGUAUUGUUCGCUUCCCCUCGCUCAUCAACUCACCCAUUCCCCACAUCAUACUUUACUUCAUUUAUUUAAUCUGUUGUUAUAUGUGUGAAAUUAGUUUCAGUAUAGUUUAGGUUCAGAUUCGAGACAGUUAUCGGGGUGGUUAUCAACUGGGCAUGGCACUAUCGGGAGCAGGCCCUACUGUCGGCAGGACAGUAGGCAAUUGGGGAAAAACAUAAAACUGGUUCUGUUUGAUUCUAACAACAACAGUGUGUUUUAUAGACUUAUUUAGGAAAGGUCAAGGACGAAAGGGGGCAUGACUUUAUAAAUGGCAGGGUAGUGCAUGUUUUAGCCUAAUGAGCAGUCCAAAUGACUGCUUUAGCGGUUCUAGUGUGGGUUUUAUAGUAAAGACAUUUAGCUGUAAAAAUGUAUUACCUUUUAAUGUGGCAUGAACACAACCAGUCAUGAUGUUUUCAUCUGAUUGUCCAGCAAAUCACUUCAAGAAAUAAGUUACCUUCGUGCACUCGUCCAAAUAGCAUCCGAGUGAGCGAAACAGCGCCCCUCUGUCUUACUAUAUGUAGCCCAUGUAUCUGAUGGGAUCUGGCAAAAAAAUGAGAAUGACAUGCCAUGCUCUUUAAUUGCAGACACCUUCACAUACAUGGGCUACACAUACUGAGACAGAGUGGCGCUGUUUCGCUCACCCGGAUGUUUUAUCUGAGAUUGACGCUGUCUUUAUGUCGGCGCACGUCUCGGUCAAAUAAAUUAUACGCCACAGUGGAUGCGUUAUAAUACCCAUAAAAACACGGAAAUGGUUCCAAUGGUUUUUACGACAUAAAUCUUUCACGCCGUGAAUUUGACAGAGGAUACGAAUUAAUUGUGUUUGGUGUAGGCUUACCUUGUGACGUUUUGAUAGCUGUGUAAUUCUCUCACGGAUAAGGUGAGUUUUUAUCAAUAUAUUCGCCUCAAUUUAAUAUAAUCAAUGUGCAAAGCUAGUUAUUGAUAAACUUUUACUUGUCCGGAGAGAUUUGCGCGGCUAUCAAAACGUCACUCCUAGGUAAACCAACACAAAACACAGACCUUAUACGAAGUAGUUCUAAGAUCGCAGACACAAAAAUGAAUGGUGAAAAAAAUGAUUUCAACCAUUUCCUGGUUUUAUGACUCGUACUGUGUUACUCAAUAGGGCUUAGGGGGCGGGCCAUGGCACUGCAGUGUGUGGAAUUCAUUUUUCUCUCUCUCCCUUUUUACCGGGAUGUAGUUUGAUUUGAGGGACAGUACAGUGUUUUCUCAGACAAAGGUAUUGCACAUUUCUACCCUGAAAGGGAGAUCACGUCAGAUGGAUUUCAAAAUAGGUGCAGUAGCAAGUUGUGGCCCUUAGAUUUCACUUGCCACGUUUUCAACAUACUUUCAAGUUUUAAUAUUUGUUUGUAGUUUUGUUUACUUGAGGAUGGAAAUCAUUAUACUGUCUUCCGCAGGAAGCUGAAGUGUGUGCCAGCAGCUCUCCCUACUGUUGUCUUCUGAACAUGACACGGCAGAGAGAGCAGAGCUUGGCAGUCAGGGCUUUCCAAUCGUUAUCACCAACCAUCAUCCUUUCUUUCGCAGUCUUCUAUGUCCUCUGAGAGGAAUAAUACACACACUAUCGCAUUAGGUUAUUACUAUACCCUGAACUGAUGUUUAGGGCUUUGGGAUUGAAGACUCAGGAAUGGAUUACCCUAGUUCAACAGAGUAGCAGGGACGGGGUCAAUUUCAAUUCAGGAAGUAAACUGAAAUUCUAAUUCUACAUUUUUCUCAGAGAAGCAUUGAAGAAAAUUUACAUUUACUUCCUGGAUUUAAAAGGAAUUUACCCCAACACUGCAGAAUAGGCAUGUUUCUGAAGACGAAUAUCAGCCAAGUUUAUGCAACGAUGAGAAAAAGUAGGCGAACAAACACUAAAGUUGGAAUUUCCUUUUCCCCUUCCCCUAGAAUAGGAAUAGUUCAACUUGUUUGGCAAUCGAAGAGAGGCAGAUACCUCUAAGAAUCAAGUUGCUAGAAAUGUUAUAUGAUUAUUGAAGUAUUAGAGAUGUAUUUAUUCUAUGAUGGUGUUUUGAUGGGUUUUGUUGAUGAGGAAGAAAGUUGUAGAUAUCCACAGACAUGAUGAUAGCUUCUUUAUAGAAUUAGAUCAUGCUUUUAGGGGAAUUUUUACUCCCAGUGACUGCUGUUCUGGAACACAUGGAGCUACAGGACAUUUGCUAAACUAUGUGCCAUUUGACUUCUUUGACAGGUCUCUUUUAUACAACACGUCUGAAACUGGCCAAAUCCAAAACAGUAUCACCAGAAUAAGAAUGUCCUUAAGUGCAGCAUCAUUUCCCUCCAUGUUCUCAAGGCAAAGUGUCCUCAUACCAUCACCAGUCCAAGAAGGCAGGGAUUCACUCAUCAUAAUGUUGAUGAGUUUAAAUGUAGUUUACUCUCUCCACUGUUUUUUCACUGAAACGGUCUGAAGUGGUAUUUUCCACUCAGUUUGCUUUGGGUUUAUAUCCCUGACCUUAACAGUGUAAACUUCUUCAUAUUUGAAAUUCCCCAAAACAAAAUGAAAGUGCUAGCUAAAAUUCUUACAGUAUUUAUGAAACAUUCUUUUGGAUUGACAUCUCAGAGCACAACAAAUUCAGUGUAUGGGUGGGACGUGUGUGUGAUCUAAUGGUGUGACAGGGGGGAAAACAUACCUUGAUAUGACUGAUGACUUUGUAAAAAAAAAAAAGUGUGAUGGUCCGCAAUCGAAAGGAUGUUGCCUAAAGCAUACUUAAUUUGUAUUUAUCUACGACUGUCUGAUGACUGUAGUAUGACCUCAUAACAGAAAAGUUCUAGUGCGAUAGACUGCAGAGUAGUGCUUAUCACCUGUCAGUUGUCACUGUUGACAUGCGGGCACACUUUGAGAUGAGAUCUUAUGUUAAGAACCACAGGAACAAGAAAGAGCACAGCACAGUAUUUUUUGAUUACGUAGAGAUAUUUAAUAUUAGGAUAUAUUCCUAUCCGUGUUGUUGCCAUAUCAACCCUGAGCUGUGGUUAGGUUUUUCAAAAAGAAGAGAGAUAUGAUUAAGAAGCAAUAUAAUAUCAAUUCUGUUUCAAGUUGUUGUUUUUCUUAUUCUUUUCCAGGGGAAUAAUUAUACAUGUAACAGGAUUUCAAGUCUCUCUAUUUUUAAAAUUGACAUAAAUAAUUGUGUUAUAAUCCAUAUUCCUAUAGAGCAUAUUUGAAACUUUUAGCAAUUGAUAGUCAUGUAUUUACAAAGCCUCUGUAAUUAUUAAAAGCUGAUAUCAACUGAUUUGCAUAGUUUUUGCAUCAUGUGUGUAUAAAUGAAGAUUCUCAGGCUGUAUAUUUCGACACUAUUUGCUCUAGAAAGCGUUAUAUGACCACUAUAUGACCAAGAGAAAAACACACCACUGAAUGUGACUGUUGAUGUACAGUAGAGUUGAUGGCUGCACGUUGCACUGAGGUCAUGUACAGGCCUAAAGGCUUAGUAGUGAAGCUGACUAGACCUAUAUACUUACCAAGGCAUCUGAAGCUCCAAGAGGUUCAAGGAAAGUCAAUUAAUCAGGAGAUGGGGCUAUGCUUCUGUACCUUGGCAAACAUUUUAAAAGCUAAUUUUCCUUGUUACUUUGCCCUGUAGGGCCACUGUAGUAUGCUGUCAAUGGAACAUAGCAUAGAAAUCCAGACUGAAUUCUGCUCUAUUUCAGGUUUAUUUCACUCCACUGGGAAACAAUAGUGAAAUGUAGUACGAUGCAGUCUGGCUACAUUGGACAUGUUAAGAUGCCGUAAACUGACAGGUAUCAGCUCCAAACUUUAUGUCCUCUUGUUUUAUUCUUCAUAGAUACAGAAUCACUCUGCUUUUUGUCAACGUCCUUUUCAUGCUAUCUAUGUUGCUGUAAUUUUAUGCUACAAAUAAUUCAUUUACUUUAGAGAAAAAUUCAUAUUAUUGAGAUCAGAGGAAUAUAAGUAUUUGUAACUGCACUUUCCCCUAAGUUCACAAACCAACAUUUUAUGGAGGUUAAUAAAUAUAAUAUUGCGCAAUA